Molecule: messenger RNA, 6029 nt
Organism: Cuscuta epithymum
Lineage: Eukaryota; Viridiplantae; Streptophyta; Magnoliopsida; Solanales; Convolvulaceae
Source: the annotation of a GenBank genome assembly
GAACGACCCCUCACCGUACCGCCCCAUUUCUCUGACCAGACAAAUCCAUCACCUCCACCCAUUACUGAUCCUCAUUCUAAUACACAUCCACCCAUAAAUCCCCCUACUCGAUCGACCUCCGUCAGCCCAAUUCAAAAUAUUAUAAUGGCACCUAUAUCAAUGUUCACACCCAUUAUUGAACCAACGAGUGUUAAACAAGCCUUGUCUCAUCCCCGAUGGCGUGCUGUUGUGGAAGAGGAAAUGGCUGCUCUUCACCGGAACCAUACAUGGACGCUUGUUCCACGCACGUCACAGAUUGAAGAAUUGAUAUCAAUCCAAUACAAAUUUGAAGGCAUUGGCAGCAAUUAUAUCAAUUCCAAGUAGGACAGGGUGGCCAUUUUAUCAAGUAGUGAGAGUUAGAUUAGUUAGAUGGCUGGAUGAUGGAUUCAGUUCUCCAUUUCCCCCUCCCUAUAUAUACACUAGGCAAAUGUGGGUACGUAUUAUUCGAUCAGUUGGCCAUAUUCCUAGCUAUGAUAGAUAGUGAUGCAUGCACUAUGAGACUUUUUAUUUGAUUUAAUAUACUCUAUAAUCUUUAUAUAUUUAUAUAUAUUUAUAAAUACAUCCAAGUUAUAUACUCUGUAAUUGGUAAUAUUAUUACUUUUACUUUACCAGAUAACUUUUGAUAAGUGGGUUAAAUUGUUACCAAAUUAAACAAGGAAUGAUGCUUUGUUAUCUGGUCCCUAGUUUACCAUGUGCUUAUGUUUAAAUGAAUAUGCGCCAUCAUUGAAGAAAUAGUACGAAGUACAAUAAUGUUAGGGUUUUGGCCAUAUUUGUUUACCCUAUAUUUUUGUCAAAAGAUGUAAAUCUAAGUUAUUAGAGCAAUCGGUUCCAUUCGCAUGUCGCAUAAGCUAUUGUUCUUAAUUCGUUGAUUAAGCGUAUCACUACCCAUUAAUCAUACAUCAUCUGUAUUGACUAAUUGAUCGAGUAAGCUUCAGCUAGCUAGCUCCGUAAUUACUUGAAUUUAAUACCUCCCACAUAAGAAUGAUUUUAAGAGCCCGUUUGGUAGCAUGAAAAUUGGCUGAUUGGAUUGAUUCUACUGAAAUUUAUAGUGUUCUGGCUGAAGUGGUUGCAUUGACUGAUUCUGCUAAUUUAAGAAAAAUUUAUUUUUAAAAUAUACUUUAUUAAUUAAAUAAAGAAAAAUUAUAUGUAAAAAUAGCUAAAAUGGUCAUUUACGAUAACUUAAACCAAUACAACUAGAAAAGUAACUCUAACCUUACGUUUUCUGCUUAUUACACAAUUCAGCGCGUGAAAGCAAAAGUUACGUGUUUGGUGAAAAUGUUGACUGAUAGAUAAGCCUUGACGAAGCGGUCUAGCUCAGCUGCUUGUUGAGUCACUCUCCCUUAUGGGACGUCCCGAAUUCAAUUCUCAUAGGAGUGAGAUUGAUCAUAGUUUACCCCGAGCCCCCCAACCCCCCUCCCCCGACGUCCCCUGGGGUAAAAAAGGUUGGCUGAUAAGCCUGAUAAGCCGAAAAACAGUGUUACCAAACAGCCACUAAAAUUGGCUGAGGUUGAUUCUUGCUGAAGUGGCUGUGUUAACUGAUUCUGCUGAUUCAUGAAAAAAUUAUAUUUAAAAUACUUGUCAUUAAUAAAUAAAAUAAAAAAAUAUAUGAAAAAACAGCUAAAACGAUCAUCUACAAUAACUUCAGCCAAUACAGCCAUAAAAGUGACUUCAACCUUGCCUUUUCUUCUUAUUACAUGAUUCAGUGCGUGGAAUAAAAAAUUACUCCCUCCGUCCCGCAAUGAAGUUCUCAGUUUGACCUACACACAUAUUUAUGUAUGGUAGAGUUUUGUUUGACUUUCCAAAUUUACCCUUACUUUAUGUCAAAUCAAGCAAAAAGUGGGUAAAAAGUAAGGGUAGUUGUGACUUUUGAGAUAAAAGUGAUUUCCUUUUAUGAAAAUGAGAACGUUUUUUGGGGACAUCCAUAAAAGGAAAGUGAGAACUUCUUUACGGGACGGAGGUAGUACGUGUUUGGUGAAAAAACUGAUUGAUAAGCCUAAUAAGUCAAAAAGGGGUCGCCAAACGGGCUCCAAGUAUGAAUGAGUGAUUCACUUGUACGCACCUGUCCAACUUGGAAUUGACAUAAUUGCUGCCAAUGCUUUCAAAUUUGUAUUGAAUUGAUAUCAAUUCUUCAAUCUGUAUGAUUUUUAUCAUUACUUAUAUGAUCGAAUAUAUUACCCAUAUGCAGUUAAUACCAAAUAUUUCAGAAUAUAUUGUAAUAUGUAAUAACAUGUUAUCAUAUACGUUCAGGGGCGGACAGGGGCGGAGCCAGGACACUGGGCCGGACUGGGCCGAUACAAAGAAUAUUUUUGGGAAAAAAUUUACACGGAAUUUUUUACACUAAAAAUAUAGAGAUUUUUAAAAUUUGGGCUGGGCCGGGCCAGGGGUGGCCACCCCCUAGCUCCGCCCCUGGGGGCGGAUCUAGAAAACUUAGUUAUUGGGGGCACCGUGCUUACCAAAUAAUUCAUCCGAUUCUAAAUAAACUUCACACUUUUCUUAUUGGGUAGGUCUAAAAUAAGCUUCAAACCUCUAUUUUUUGAUAACUUUUUAAUAUAGUUACCUUUAUAAUACUCUUACUUUAUUAAGUCUAUUACCUACUUUACACUCAUUUUUCUCUCUCACUACACAUAACCUACUUUUCUUUAGAUCAUGAUGAGAAAGUUAAAAGAAAAAAUUCCACUUUCUUAAAGAACGUAAAGUCAAAUUGUGAAAUUUAUUUAGGACCGGAUGGAGUAAAAGUUAUAAAAGUUUGAAAUAACAAACAUAUACUUGAAUUUAAAGAGAUGUAAGUUAUAUCAUUCUUCAUAAACAAAUUACUCGAAAUAGUACUAAAACAUUGACAAAGUUCUAAAUCAGGAUUAAAUAUGUUUUCUUCUUAAAUAAUCAAAUAAAUAAAAGUCAAAGUCCUUAAAUUGUCUGAUUAAAAUUUCAAUCCAACUAAACUCAAUUUCAUACUUGAUUGAUCAUGACAUUGUACUCAUAGUAUUUUUAAGGGAAAGUUCCCAAAAUAGGACUGUCAUGUUUUUUAUUCCCAAAAUAGAAGUAAUUACUGUCAAGGUUGGAAAAUACUGUCAUUUUUAGGUCAGGUACUGCCAAAACAUGGCAGUAAUUAGUCCUAUUUUAGGAAUAAAAACAUGACAGUCCUAUUUUGGAAUUUUCAAACUUUUUAGUCCUAUUUCAGGUAAUAUUCUCUAUUUUUAAUCAUAUUUUUACAAAUACAAUUUAUUUUAAUAGUAUUUUUGAAAAACCUCUAAUUAAUAAACCUUCUUUAGAGACUAAUCCAAUUGUAGAGUGUAGUUUUUAGAAAACUGUUUCGAUAGUGGGUAAUUAUCUUGCUUAACUGCUUAAGCAUUCUUUAAGGUUUUGUUUUGAAAGUUCUUUCUUUAGGAUUUAGAUAUUAGAAUAAUAUAAGGUUAAAAUCAGGGGCGGACGUACUCUAUAACUAGAGUAUGCAUAGGCUACACCUCAAAAACAAUUGUUAGCCUAGUGGCAACAUUGUUUAAAUAAACUUUUGGGUUAGGCUACAUGUCACAUGUUUGAAACUGCUCAAGGGCUUCAUUUGAACUUUUAUUUUUUAAAUGCAACACUGAUGUGCUACAUGUUAGGCUCACUGACUUCCAUCUUUGUCGAAUAUCUUGAAAUUUUAAAAAUAUUUAAAUUAAAAAUUCUCCACCAGUCACCCAUUUAUUAAACCUACUAGGCCAUUAAGGCUAAUACCCAAUCGACAAUUGCUUUAAGAAAAAGUAAAGAGCAGAGGCGACUUGAUCCACUACCACGGCCAUUUUUUUUUGUUUUUUAUAGGGAGAUUUACCUAAAUGAGAGUGAUUAUAUUCUUAAUUGCCAAAAUAGGAUUAAAGUAUAAAAAUUCCCAAAAUAGGAGUUAUUAUUUGUAGCCUGACAAAAAUACCCCAGAAGCUUGACAAACAGACUCCCACCAACAAAGAGCAUGACCAGCUGCCUCCGGACACCUGCGGCCGCCUCCGUCCACCGCCUGCCGCCGGCCUCGGAUGCCGUCUUUAGCCGCCGCAACCUCAAAACUAGCCGCUGUUGCAGAUCUGUUGACCGCCGUCGUAGAUCUGGCCGCCACCUUCCUAGAUCGAAGCAGAUCUGGCCUCUGUCGACCGCCGACCCUGCAGAUCCAGCCGCCAAUCCAGCUGCUGCUACCACAGAUCCGACGGACGCCAGCACUGAUGCCAAACUUUUGAACAAAAUGCCACUUUUGAACAAAAUGCCAACAUAAAUCGAGAUUGCCAUUUUAAUGUCAUUUUGUAAGAAAAAUACGAAAUUUUUAAAGAGUAAAAAUGCCAAUAUUAUGGCACCUUUUAAAAAAUUUGGAAAUUGUAACAACCUGAUUGAAAACCACGUUUGCAUCCUUCAAGAGCAAUUAAAAAUUCUAAAUGAGAAGAGAGAAAAAGAACUCGGAGCCUAGCAUCACCGCCACACCAGAUCCAGACGGGAAAUUUGAAGAAACGGAGGAGUAAGAGGAAGAGGAGAUCUGGCGGUUGCUGCCGCUGCUCGCCGGCGCACGUUGCCGCCGCUAGCCGGUGCACGUUGCUGCUUUCGAUGGGGCUUGCUGCUGCUCGUGGUUGAGGCCAAGCAAUCUGCUGCGCACAAAGAUGCGGCCAGGUUGAAUUGAAAUUGACGUGCGAAUAAAAUGACAAGUAGGGUUUGCUAUGGGUUUAAAUGAUUAGGGGUAAAAUUGGAAGAAAAGUUUUAUUUAGUGAAUAAAAUUAUACUACUCCUAUUUUGGAAUUUCAGCAUUAACUUAGUCCUAUUUGGGGCUAUUUUCCCUUUUUUAUAUUCUCUUAAUAUAAUUGAUUAAAUUAUUAUUACUCUUAGUGCUAAAAGAUAAUCAUUAUUACUCCAUAUUAUGAGUUAAAAUUAUAUUUUAAAAUUGUUAUUUGGGCAAUAGUUUUCAUUAUAAUAAGUUAAUAGCUUCAUGAAGGUUAUAAAUUAAUUUAUUUUUUAACUUCUAUGAAAAUGUUGUUGUUAAUGAAGAACAUUUUCAUAUCGUUUUUAUAUUGUAAAUAAUAUCUUAUAAAAAUACAUUUUUGUUCAAAAUUUAACUUGGUUGACUAAAAUCCAAAGAUGACAACAUUUUAGAGAAUGAAUGGGGUAUUAUAUACAUUUAUACUGGUAGUACUAUUUGUGCAUAAACUGACGGCCGAUGCCUAGAUCCGUCACUGGUUAAAAUGAUAGUGAACAUUUACAAAAUACUCCGUUAAUUUUUAUGGCAGGUUAACGCUUUGUAACAUUUGCAUUGCAAAUGAUUCUGAAGUAUUUAAUGGGGGCACUCUAAUUUUUUGUUGGGGCACAAUUGAUUAAUUGACAAAAAGUUGGAAAAAAAACCUAAAAAGCCAAAGGUUAUUGGGGGGCAAGUGCCCCUAUUGUUUAUAGGGUGCAUCCGCCCCUAAUAUGUAGUAUGUUUCAAUUGAACUUUACAUUGUCAUGAGUCAACUGUGUGUAUUAAAAGGUAUUCAAUUUUAAAAAAUACUUUUUGGAGUAUAUCUCAACCAGAAAAAUUGAUACGACGAGAGUAUGAAUUGUAGUCUAAUACAUAGUAGAAGAUUGUGGGCUAUUUCAGAUUGAUAUUUUACGUACAUACUUCUGGGUGCAAAUUUUGGCCCUCAUAAACCAUAACGUGUGACAAAACCUAUCGACGAGUUAUUCUAUCUCAAAGUUCGUAUCAAAAUAGCGACAGCCGUUUACAAUAUCAAAAUCAAAAGUUUUUUAACAGUCUAGACUAUAGAGAGGUGAAUAUCCAGUUGUUAUAUCGUUGGAGCAGCUCAUGAUGAGUAUAGUACUUCCACGUGUGAACAUUUUUUGUGUUUCAGUAACAGAAUGUUGUUACUCGUGCAUAAAGCAAUGUAACUCACGUUGAAAGAAAUGUAACUGUAGGUCAGUCAAAAGGGAAAUAAAACAAUGAUUCAAUGUGUAAACAAUGAAAAAAGUUUAAUUCCUCAAAUAUUUUAUGUAAAUAGUGAAUAUGUUUU